AGACAGCGAGCGGAGGAGACGGACAGCGGAGACCCGGAGACACACACACACACACACAUAUACACCAGCCAUGCAGCAGUCGGACGACAUGGAGGGUUCCAUGGAAUCCCCUAAUCUGGAGUUUGAGUACGGGGACGCAGACGGUCUGACUGCAGAACUCUCAGAGCUGUACAGCUACACUGAGGAGCCCGAGUUCUCCCUGAACAGGGACUGCUUUGAGGAGGAUUUCAGGAGUCACGUGAAGGGCAGGCGAUGGGUGGAGCUGAGUGUGGAUGAACAGAGGACGUACAUCAUGCGACUGCUGGAUGCUCUAGAGGUCACGGACAGAGACAAAAGGCUGAAAGUGGCUCGGGCUAUACUCUACCUGGCCCAGGGGGUGUUUGAUGAGUGUAACACAGAAGCGGAUGUUCUUUACUGGACACGACACAAUGCCUUUCUGCUGUAUGAAAUGGGCAUCUUCACUGCACUGCUGGAGCUGCUCAGCAUGGAGAUUGAUAAUAACCAGGCAUGUAGCAGUGCUGUCAGGAAACCUGCCAUAUCCCUGGCAGACAGCACUGAACUCAGGGUUCUACUGAGCAUCAUGUAUCUGAUGGUGGAGACGAUCCGGGUGGAAACAGGAGACAAGCCGGAGUGGCAGAAGGCUCGAGAGUCCUUCAGAACUGAGCUGGGCUCACCACUGUACAACGGGGAGCCCUUCGCCCUUCUCCUCUUCACCAUGGUAACCAAAUUCUGCAGCAUGAGUGCCCCCCACUUUCCAAUGAAGAAAGUGCUGCUGCUGCUGUGGAAGACCGUACUGUUCACUCUGGGUGGUUUUGAGGAGCUGCAGGAGAUGAAGGUUAAAGGGAGAGAGAAGUUGGGUCUGCCGUCGCUCCCUGAGGACAGUAUUAAGGUGGUCCGGAGCAUGAGAGCAGCCUCACCACCAGCCACUGCCAUGGAGCUCAUUGAACAGCAGCAGCAGCAGAAAAGAGGACGCAGGAGUCGCAGGCCUCUGGUCAAGCAGGACAGCCUGGACACCUACAACGAGCGGGACCCCUUUAAAAACGAUGAUGCUCGGGAUGAGGAAGAUGACGCUGAGGAUGUGGACAGCGGAAUAGAGGGCGAGGUUGACCCCCUCGACCGUGAUGUCAUCAUCCAGCCCCCUCCUCCUCCGCCCCCUCUGCGGCCUUCUACUGAGAGAGUGACCUUCCCUAAAGGCCUCCCGUGGGCACCUAAAGUCCGAGAGAAAGACAUCGAGCAUUUUUUAGAGACCAGCAGGAACAAGUUUAUCGGCUUCACCCUGGGAAGUGAUACCGAGACGCUUGUUGGGUUGCCCAGACCCAUUCACGAAAGUGUAAAAACUCUUAAACAGCACAAGUACAUCUCCAUUGCCGAAGUGCAGAUCAAGCGAGAGGAGGACCUGCAGCAGUGCCCCAUGACCAUGGGGGAGGAGGAAGUAGAUGAGACACCUGCAGAAAGCCUAUAUGUGGGAAUGCUUCCAAGCCUUUCUCAGUAUGUGAUUGCCCUGUUGAAGCUGCUUCUGGCUGCAGCUCCAACCUCCAAGGCCAAGACGGACUCCAUCAACAUCCUGGCUGAUGUUCUACCUGAGGAGAUGCCCAUCACUGUCCUCCAGAGUAUGAAGCUGGGCAUUGAUGUGAACAGACACAAGGAGAUCAUUGUCAAGGCCAUUUCUGCACUGCUGCUCCUCUUGCUGAAGCACUUCAAACUCAACCAUAUAUACCAGUUUGAGUACGUGUCCCAACAUCUGGUAUUUGCCAACUGCAUCCCUCUCAUCCUCAAGUUCUUCAACCAAAACAUCAUGUCUUACAUCAGUGCUAAAAACAGUGUGUGUGUGUGUUACACCGAGUGUUCUCACUGCAGUAUCUGUGUGCUGGAUUUCCCUCACUGUGUGGUCCAUGAGAUGCCUGAACUCACUGCUGAAAGCUUGGAAGCUGGAGACAAUAAUCAGUUCUGCUGGCGGAAUCUAUUCUCGUGCAUCAACCUUCUGCGGAUCCUCAACAAACUUACCAAAUGGAAACACUCCAGAACCAUGAUGCUGGUGGUGUUUAAGUCUGCUCCAAUCCUGAAGAGGGCACUGAAGGUCAAGCAAGCCAUGAUGCAGCUUUAUGUUCUCAAGCUUCUCAAGAUUCAGACCAAGUACCUGGGCCGCCAGUGGAGGAAGAGUAACAUGAAGACCAUGUCGGCAAUCUACCAGAAGGUCCGGCAUCGACUUAAUGAUGACUGGGCUUAUGGGAAUGAUAUUGACGCACGGCCGUGGGACUUUCAGGCGGAGGAAUGCGCUUUGCGGGAGAGCAUCGAGAAGUUCAACGCACGGCGGUACGAUACGAACCAGAACAGUGAGUUUGUCCCGGUGGAUAACUGCCUGCAGAGCGUGCUGGGCCAGCGAGUCGAGCUGCCUGAGGACUUCCACUACAGCUAUGAGAUGUGGCUGGAAAGAGAGGUCUUCUCUCAGCCCAUCCAAUGGGAAGGCCUGCUGCAAGCUCAGUGAUGCCACAAGACGUUAACUUGAACUAGACUGAUACAACCUGUUGUGGGUUCACAAGCAACCCUGCAUAUACAGAGAAACACACAUGCAGACAGAGUGCACGUGCCAGUGCUAUUCUUCCUGUAAAUGAAUGCUUGUAAAUAGAAAUAUCUCUAAAUACAGUGUAUGGGUUUUGACAUGGUAACCUGUUUCAUUUGUGAAACGCCAUUCUCGCACAUGUACUCCUGACGACAAUAUGAAAGAAAAACGAAGCCUCUAUUUCAACCUUUACAUUGUAUACAAAUGACCAUUUAAAGUACGAAUAUAAUAGAAGUAAGUAUUAUAAGUAUGUCCUAAAAAAAGAGUGAAGGUACGUAUGUAUUUAUUUAUUUAUCUAGUCAUUCUUUUCAAAUUUUCUCAGUCUGGAACUGCUGAUAAAACUUUUAUUUUUGAUGCGCAUAUAUAUAUAGAACAAAAAAUAAUGCAUGUUGUCAAGCUAGAGAGACUUGAUUUUAAAAACAAACAAAAAUAUCCCAUGGCAUCCAUAAGCAUUACUCAUGUGUCAGCAGAACCGGAAGAACUGGUCCUUAAAGAUUCCUUCCAGAGACUGCUGCUAACUCUCACUUCCUGCACCGUGUCUCUCUUUCAGUGCACUGGAAAAAAACGUCCUUGAGAAAGUCACGCUUCUUUUUGUAUGUUGGAUGUCAGAGCUGCCUACACUACUGUAUACUUAGAACGAGCUCUAACAGCACAGCACAAAAACACAGAAGUGUCCUUGGUGAAUAGCAUCACCCUCUUUACAAAUAGCAAGGUUACAACAUAACGGUGCUGGUUUUUAAACAUGAUUUUAUGACGUCUCCUCUGUCUUUUCCCCCCUCCCCACUUCCUCUCUUUCACCUCUGUCUUGUUGCACUCUUUCUUCGUCAUGAUUAAAUGACAUGAAAGAAGAGUCUUUGUUUUAAUACUGAGUUUUGUUCAACCGAGAGAGGAUUUUAUAUGCUUCAUUUCUAAAAUUGUUUUCUAUACUGAUUUUUUUUUUUUUGUUAAAAAUCGUUAAAAUACAUUUGUGUGUCCGGACAUACUUGCCAAUAACACAACCUCAAAUCAGAAAACAUUGGGUGGUAUGUUGAAAUGUAAAUUAAAACUGCAAACAAUGAUUUUAAAUAAUAUCGGCCAGUAUUGCACUCAAAACAAUACUACAGCAUAUUAUUUAUUUGAUGUUUUACUUCACGAAUUUUGUUUUUUCAAAAUAAACAUGUUUCAAUUUUGAUUAUGGCAAUGCAUUUCAAAAAAGGUUGGGAUGGUAAAGCAUUUACCACUUUGUCACUCGUUCUCACAACACUCUAAAUAUCUUUCGGGACUGAAGACACCAAGUGAUUUAAGCAUUGCGGGUGUUAUUUUGUCCCAUUCUUUCUGCAAACAGGUCUUAAGGUGUGCAAGAGUACAGGGUCAUUGUUAUCAUGUUUUUCGUUUCAGAAUUCACCAUGCAUUCUCAAACAGUAAAGGUUUAACUGGCAUUUGUGGAUAUAACUCCGUAUUGUAGUGCUUGACAAAGGUUUGCCAAAGUUAUCCCGUGCAGUGCUGUCUGAGAGGUCAGAGGUCACAGGUGUUCAGCUUAGGCUUGUGCCCUUACCCUUUACACACUGAAAUUCCUCCAGAUUCCUUGAAUUGUUUAAUGAUAUACACCAUAGAGUGUGAAAUCUCCAAAUCCCUUUCUAUCUUUCUUUGAAAAACGUUGUUUUCAAACAUUUCAAUAAUUUACUCAUGCAUUUGUUAACAAACUGGAGAUCCUCAGCUCAUCUUUGCUCCUCAAAGAUUAGGCCUUUCCUGGAUAUGAAUUUUGUACCAAAUCAUGAUUACAAUCACCUGUUAACAUUGACUGUUACAAACCACAUCAUUAUUUAAUUGUUUAACCUCAUUAAUAGCCCUAAAUUGCCCCCAUCCUAACUUUUUUUGGAAUGUGUUGCCUGAAAUGCAGGAAUGGAUAUAUAUAUUAACAAAUGAAAUGAAGUUAACCAGACAAAACAUGAAAUAUCUUGGGUUCAUUCUGUCUGCAAUGAAAUGUAUCCAUCCAUUAACUGUAGCCGCUUAUCCUGUGCAGGGUCGCGGGCAAGCUGGAGCCUAUCCCAGCUGACUAAGGGUGAGAGGCAGGGUACACCCUGGACAAGUUGCCAGGUUAUUGCAGGGCUGACACAUAGAGACAACCAACCAUUCGCACUCACAUUUACACCUAUGGUCAAUUUAGAGCCACCAAUUAGCCUAACCUACAUAUCUUUGGGGGAAACCAGAGCACCCAAAGGAAACUUACGCAGACACGGGGAGAACAUGCAAACUCCAUACAGAAAGGCCCUCGUUGGCCACUGGGCUUGAACCCAGGACCUUCUUGCUGUGAGGUGACAGUGCUAACCACUACACCACCAUGCCACCCAAUGAAAUACAAGUCAAAGUAAAUGUAGAAAUCACUGCUUUCUUUUAUUGCAUUUUCCAUACCGUCCCAUCUUUUUUCUGAUUUGGGAUUCUAAUUGUAGAAUAAUGCAUGUUUUGAUUCUUUCUUUAAAAACAGUAAUUUUAAUGUACAGCAUGUGUUUUGAACUGUUUUGGAACAUAUUUUUAAUCUUUUAAUCAGCUGCACCUAUUUAUUGUCUUAUUCUCUGAUAUCACUGUCACAGAAUGUAGAAGUCUAAUCUUAAGAUGGAAUGUAAUUAUUUCUGUUCUUCUGGGCUCAAAAAAAUCCAUUACAGGCUUUGACUGAUGCCUCUGUUCAGAGAUAUUGAUCCAACAUAAGGAAGCAAUACCAUCUAGUGGCUGCACAAAAUGGAUAUUGUAAUUGUAUUGCUACAUAUUGCACUGGCAAUAUGCCUUAAUGUAUUAAAACACACAUUAGUGAAGCCAUG
Molecule: messenger RNA, 5355 nt
Organism: Neoarius graeffei (lesser salmon catfish)
Lineage: Eukaryota; Metazoa; Chordata; Actinopteri; Siluriformes; Ariidae
Gene: strip2
Product: striatin interacting protein 2
Exons: 21
Coding region: 71-2485 (804 amino acids)
Biological process (GO): cytoskeleton organization
Cellular component (GO): cytosol
Source: RefSeq, a predicted model, not a curated record